Molecule: messenger RNA, 2337 nt
Organism: Lytechinus pictus (painted urchin)
Lineage: Eukaryota; Metazoa; Echinodermata; Echinoidea; Temnopleuroida; Toxopneustidae
Product: meiosis expressed gene 1 protein homolog
Exons: 3
Coding region: 146-409 (87 amino acids)
Cellular component (GO): nucleus
Source: RefSeq, a predicted model, not a curated record
AACACCACUGCCGAACCUCAACGUUAACGGAACUGGAAGGCAAAGCUUCAAAGUUUGAAAAAGGAAAGCUUAAAUUGACGAGUUGUAACAGACUUCCUUAUUUUUCUACAAACGUUCACUGCUCUUGCCAAAGAACCAUCUUAAAAUGGCUGCUGUUGCUCAACAACCAAAGGGAAUAUCCAGACCCAAAAAAUGGUCAGAUGAAGUAGAAGAGAACUACAGGUUUCAACUGGCUGGAUACAGAGAUGCUGUUGAAUAUUCCUCUAUUAAAAAAGAUGAGCCCAACAGAUGGCCAGAGACUGGUUAUGUGAAGAAACUGCAGAGGAAAGAUGGUCUUUUUUACUACUACAAUAGGAGUAGGGAAUGUCAAGAUAAAGAUGUACACAGGACCAAGAUGUACACUUAUUAGACAUAUUUAAGCCAGUCAUUCUAAAUAUUAUAUGUAUACUCAUCUCUGGAUACUUUUUAAUUGUGUUCAAAGACACCAUUACUAUUCUUUAAUCUAUUGGUAAUAUUCAGUGUAAUGUAUUAAUAUUCUCAUACUUUUAUUUUACUUUUUUGUAUUUGUUAAGGAUAUUGUCAUUCAUUCCAUUAAAUAGAUAUCCUCUUAUUACCUCUGAUAUUUCAUGUGCUGUACUUACAAGUAUGUGUAGUAGUCUUUUUUUUUUAGAAUGCAGCAGCACAUACUUUAUGUCAAACCACAAAUGUACUAGUAUGUCAUUGUUAGUGAAACUCAUGGCCAUUGUAAAUAAUUACUCAUUUUCAUCUGUAUAUUGUAAAUAAGAGUUGAAGUGAGUUGUAUGUAUUGUAUGCAUGGAAAAAAACCUGUCAGUCGGGACCAAUUCAAAUGAUGGUGCAAGAUAACCAUUUGUUCUACUGUAAGUGCAGGUGUGAGAGUACUAGUUUUUUUUUCUGGGAUACUAGUAUCGCUUUGUAUUCUUGAUUCAUACCAGAGUGCCUUGAUAUCUAGCUGGUACUAGAAUGAAUGUUUGAAUUAGACUUUGGUAUGAGCUUGGAGGUUAACCAUUGCCCUAGUCUAAACUAUAGAUGAAUCUAUCGGUUUAAGCAUGGAUUUGUAAAGGCCAUAAAUUGGCAUUGAAAUAGUGAUGUGAAACUGCUUUAAAAUAGCCCGGUAGUGUGACAUCAUUCACCUUGAAAAUAUAGAUAAGCAUAAAUUUGCAAGAUCAUCUGACAUUUCCAGCAAAUGGUUGCUGAAUCAGCAUCCCCUAUUAUUAAGUCUUAUGAUCCAGAUGUUUUGUAUGUGUUUUUUAAUUAAAUGAUAAUUGACUAUUUUAAACUACAAUGUACAUGUAGAAAGGCUAAAUCAAUGUCAACUACUACAAAGAUGUAUGAAUGACAUCAUGAGAUGUAAAGUGAACAGAUAUUUGAAUUUCUGUAGAAAAAUGCAAAGGUCGAAGAGAUUAAAGGGAAUUGUGAAUCUUCUGAGAAGAUAUAGAUCAUCACAUGUUGCAGGAGUUUUUGUCUUCAUGAUUUUGCUUACAGUGUUAAUCUCAGUUUAUUUUGUAUUUGUUUCAAACACAUUUCCUCUGGGAAGAAUGUGAAUGUCUACUAGAGUUUUGAAAAUUGUUAAAUCAAUAGGGGUACACACAUUUUCUUUUUCACUAAAAUUGGCAACAAUUAUAUUUACAUGCAUCUCAAUAUUAUACUAGUAGUAUUCAGGGUAAAAAGAAAGUGUCUCCUUAAAAGAGACACCUCUCUAUGGGUUACUAGUAAUCAGAUCUUUGUAAUGCCAUAAACAUUAGAGGGCACAAUUGACUAUGAUUUGAAGUUUGAAUCAUCCCAAAUUAGGCGCAGGAACCAGGAUGCAAUUUAAUUCACAGGAAGGGAAUUGUAUACACUAUCCUGAUUGCUGUUUCAUUUAGAAUUGCAGAAAGAUACAGAAGAUACCAUAAAUUUCAUGUUAUCGGUCAUGGUAUAGAUUAGUCUGAUAAAUUGUAUAGUGCACCCCUAAUUUACAUGUAGCUAGGAUUGAAGCAUUCAUGAUAGUUUGGCAGUGUAUAUAGAUUAACCAAAGGGGGUUGAUCUAGCACAUUUUUGACAAAAAUAUUUGAGAGAGAUUUGAUUGAAAUACUUCUGAGCUAUGAAUACAUGUCUAGUAAGUUUUCAUAAAAAAAAAUAUUAUUUAAGUUCAUUCACAAACUUUCUGUUGCAAGAAACAGCAAUGUUAUAUUAUGACUAGGGCAUUGGGGUAAUUACAGUUUGCCUUGAGAUAAUAUUUUUUGGAUUACAACAACUUUGCAUACCGUACUGAUUUUAAACUGAAUAUCUGUCAUUUUAAAGUGAAUGUGAAAUAAAAAGACAAGUUCAAGUGAAUAA